This is a messenger RNA of Misgurnus anguillicaudatus (oriental weatherfish), 903 nucleotides long. The record is from RefSeq and is a predicted model, not a curated record. Lineage: Eukaryota; Metazoa; Chordata; Actinopteri; Cypriniformes; Cobitidae.
AUCUGAUCUGUAUUCAACUAUAAGUGAUGCAGAACUUGACAGCACCAUUGAAGACAUACAAAGAUUGUAUCCAAACUCGGGGUACAGAAUAAUUCAUGGUCAUCUGCAUUCACGAGGUCUCCAUGUUCAAACUUUGAGAGUACGAGAAUCGGUAAGGAGAGUAGAUCCACAUGGAACACUGAUGCGAGCAAUGUCGAUGCGAACCAUAAGGCGACGUCAGUAUACUGUUCCUUGUCCCAAUGCUAUGUGGCAUAUUGACGGCAAUCAUAAACUCAUCAGAUGGAGAUUGGUGAUUCACGGCGGUAUUGAUGGUUUCAGCCGACUAGUAGUUUAUCUGUCUGCAUCCUCAAAUAACCGAGCAUGCACUGUUCUCAGGAACUUCAUGGCUGCUGUGAAUGAGUAUGGUUUACCAUCAAGGGUCCGGUCUGAUAAAGGUGGGGAGAAUAUUGCAGUUGCUGAGUACAUGGUGGCACACAGAGGAGAAAACAGGAAUUCUCACAUUACAGGGAGAAGCGUACACAAUCAGAGAAUUGAGAGGCUUUGGAGAGAUGUGUAUGAACAUGUUUUAAGCAUGUUUUAUCACAUCUUUUACAACAUGGAGACAGAGGGAAUACUCAAUCCAGAUUCAGAGACUGACAUUUUUGCUCUUCACUGGAGUUUUGCGCCUCAUUUGCAGAGGCAUCUCGCUUUCUUUAAAGAUGCCUGGAAUAACCACCGCAUCAGAACUGCUGGGAGCCAGUCACCCGUCCAGCUUUGGUUGAGAUACAGUGCCAACAAUACUGAUGACCCAAUUCAAGUAAGAUAUCAGAUUAUAUACCCUUAAAGGUGCAGUAAACCAGUGGUUCUUAACGUUAUUCCUGGAGGCCCACUGCCCUGCACAUUUUGUAUGUCUCCCUUAUUUAA